This is a messenger RNA of Bombyx mori (domestic silkworm), 8509 nucleotides long. Its product is annotated as probable Rho GTPase-activating protein CG5521. The transcript is spliced from 34 exons. Gene Ontology annotation, biological process: regulation of small GTPase mediated signal transduction; positive regulation of GTPase activity. The coding region runs from base 125 to 5695 and encodes 1856 amino acids. Gene Ontology annotation, cellular component: nucleus; cytoplasm. Lineage: Eukaryota; Metazoa; Arthropoda; Insecta; Lepidoptera; Bombycidae. Gene Ontology annotation, molecular function: GTPase activator activity. The record is from RefSeq and is a predicted model, not a curated record.
UUUAAGUGCACUGAAAUGUCAAAAUGGGGAGUGAAAACUUGAAGAAAACAAUGUGAAAUUAAUGUAAUUUUAAUUGUUACAAUGAAUGGAAUUUCCGUAAUGAGUUAAUAAUACAACCACCGAGAUGUUCACUAAAAAAUCUCACCAGGAUCUCAAAAAGUCAACUGUUAAAAUACAGGACUCCAAAAAAGAUUCUGCGACACGACUCAAACAUUUAAAAAUUAUUUUAGAACAUUUUGAUUCAGAUGAAGCUAAAACAUAUUUUGAAAACAACUUCAGUCAUGUUUACUUCAUAUUGUAUGAUAAUUUUAUACAAGCCGAAAAUAACCUGCGUCAAAAAGAACUUCCGUUUCAUCUAGUUCACAAGGCUGGUAAAGAAGAAUUAGAAGCAGCUCUGCUACUGCUGGAAAAAGUACUUUGUCUCUUACCAGAAUUGCUUGGAAAAAGAUGGCAGUUACACUCAUUGACAAGGAUAUUCUCGAAAUUGCUGCACAGUGCAAACUCACAAAAAUUAAGGGCAGAGGCAAUAAAAUUUUUUCUCCUUUGGUAUCAAGCGCUAGGCGACAAUGCUCCCUUCGAGGUCCACAAAAUGUUCGCGCUACUCAUACCUGGUAUGCCAGAUCCUGGCAAUGUGACCAGGCCAUCACCGCUAAAUCCAAAACCAUUUGAUAUAACAACCAAUCCACACGAAACAGGCGAUUUUAGUAUGGAAGACAUUAUGCAACAUCCCAAUUUCUCAACUGUAAUUGACAACGCCAAGAAAGUCGUCGUGGAACAGACCUCGUCAGGAAUAAUGGGAAAGAUUGCUAAUGUAUCCGCAUCCAUCUUCCACGACACGAAUGCACUGAACCCCGUACAAAGCGUCGAGAUACAACCUCUCCUGCCACCGAGUGCGAAUGAAAAAUCUGUUGAUAAUGAAACCAAGUAUUUUUUUGAGAUACUUCUCGAUGGAAUGGCGACGUCCGUGACGAAAUUGCAAUGGAGAGAUAGAUCGCACGCCAAGGCAAUGAGAUGCUUCGCGUUUUUACUUGAAAAAUUUAAGCAGUAUUAUUUGCCCGUAAUUUGUCCACAGUUUAAUCACAAGAAUUCUUUGUAUAAACCUAACUUAGAUUUGCCAGUACAGCACAACAUACUAGAAGAUGAUUUUGUCUUAUGCCGAGUAACUCUUAUCAAGUGGGUCGCCAACUACGCGCAUUUCAUGAAGAAACAGGGUAGUGAUGGCGGACAACCUUCGUCUAUGACCAGUAUCGGGUCUCAUCUUCCGCAUUCGAACACUCCCACCCCAGCCACGUCUCUCCAUCACGAAGAAGAGACAUCCUUCACUGUAGGACACCCAUCGGACUCCAGUCGCGCAUCUUCGCACGACUCCGCAUCUAAUACACCACAUCCAAGUUUGGAAUCAGGAUCAGGAGUCUAUGAAGAGCUAAGUUCAGAGCAAGUAGUACGUGACGUGCUAUGUUGCUCCUCGCGGGAACACGUAGACUUCACUAUAGAAGUCUUACGUCAAGCGUUUCUAUUGCCUUUCUCGCACGCUGCUGCCAUCCGCCGCGUCAUAGCUCUAUACAAAGAUUGGAUACAAAUGAAUGUAUCAGAGAUCCCACCGUUCUUAAUGGAGAGCACGUACGAGCAGCAGCUGGCGCAGGGGGAGCCCGCGGUGCCGCCCAGGCGACUGCGGAACGACUCCUACCUCGGGGCUCUCGGACGAGACAACGUCAUGGUUCGGGCUGGCAUGCAGAACGUGCUGCAAGUGUUCAUGACGCAAGCCGCGCACGUGUUCGUUGGGAGCGGCUGGACCGUGCUGCCGGCGGGCGCCGCCUCCCCGCAGCAGCUGCUGGACGAGCAGACCGACACGUGCAAGCGCGUGCUCAACAUAUACCGCUACAUGGUCAUGCACGUCGCCAUGGACUAUAACACUUGGGAACAGCUCUUAUUGGUGUUACUACAGAUCACAUCAUUGGUACUCACUAAAAUUCCUCCAAAGAAAAAACAAGAAACAUUAGGUGGUAAUCUAGCGCCCGCAUUGUUUCAAACGUUGAUAGUGACAUGGAUAAAAGCGAACCUGAAUGUGGCCGUCAAAUCCGAAUUGUGGCAGAACUUUAUGGAACUGCUCAUGCGCCUGACGCAUUGGGAAGAUCUGAUCAAAGAAUGGGCUAAAACGAUGGAGACUCUGACGCGUGUACUGGCCCGGCACGUGUACUCGCUGGACCUGUCGGAGGCGAGCGGGGGCAGCGCGCGGGGAGGCCGGCGCCCGCCCGCCGCGCCCGCCGUCCUGCCGCGCCCCCCCGCACUGCACCACGCCGUCUCCGUCGUCUCUAACACCGACACUAGGACGCCCGGUAAAUCUCCCAAAGUGAACCACGAAACUCAUCCCCGUAAGGAGACCGCCACUCGCCGACAGCUCACACGGUGCAGGAGCGACCCGCAUCUCAGUAAACAAGCCCGCGUUGAAGAAGUAAUCAUAGUACCUACUCACAGAAAACCAAGGAGAUGGUACUCACUUGAUUCUCUAAGAAAUUCUCUAUCGCAAAACGAGGAACGCGACUCGGCAAGUGGUUCUAGAUCACCAUCUCCAGCGCCAUCUAGCGGCGUCGAAAGUAGUUCUAUAAAGGACUCACCACUGCAAAUCGAUUUAGUCUCCGACGGUGCGAAUGUUUCGGAGUGGGGCAGCGGCGAUGCGGAGACGGGUGGCGGCGCGUGCGGCGUGGUGCUGGGCGGGCGGGCGCGCGGCUGGCUGCCCGACGUGGCGGCCGUCAUGUGGCGCCGCAUGCUGGCCGCGCUCGGCGACCCCAACCUGCUGCGGGACCCCGCGCACCACGCGCACUUCUUCAACUACCUCAUACAUCUCAACUCUACCCUCCUCAAGAUCAGCGCAAACCAAACUCUAAAUGGCAACACCGAAAUUCACGUACCAUUCAACUUGGUGGCGGGAUGGUGUCUCGAGGCGGAAGCAUUGCCUCCUACACACCGAGCCGGAAAACUGCUCGCUCUACGGUUGCUGUGCGAGUCCACACAGGCUCAGGGGCCGGGCGCGCCUUCCUCCUGCAACAACCAACUGCACCUCGCGCACUUGCAUCUCUACCAGCGAGCUUUACAUCACGGUUUGACGGGCGAGGAUCGGUCCGUAGUGGACGUACUGGUGGAGCACGCAGCGCCGAGGUACUUGUCGCUAGCCCUCGACGGGUACUCACUGCUCCUACUAGACUUCGUGCACGCAUCGACUGUCGUACUGAACUCGUCCGAUAUGGGACCAUCGUGUCCUCGCACAGCCGCCGUAACGUUCCUAGGAUCUUUGCUGUCAUUACCCGAUGGAUUGAUGAAUGCCCCCAUGCUGCAACCAUAUCCUCAUCAGUACAAUACUGUUUCUUGUCCGGAUCUCAAGGAACACGUGUUGAACAUAGUGGUGCGCGUGUGUCGCCGGGAAGGUGCGGGUGCGGCGCGUUGUGCGGGCGCGUGCGCACUCACUGCGCACGUCACGCAGAUGCUCGCCACACGGACCGCGUGUCCCAGGCUACCCUCCUACGUCACGUGUUUGCUGCAAAUGCUCAUGAUGAAAAACAAAAACAUUGCUAAAGUUGUCAGCGAUUGCAUAUUAGUGCUUGCCGAUUACACUGACCGUAUUGUAGAGAUGUACCCAGGACUUGCUGGAAAAAUAAUUCGAUGGAUCUGCGCAUGCUUGGCCCAACUUUCGACCAGCUGCCAUCGUGACACCGUCAAACCACUGGCUGGGUCACUGCUGCUGUGCUUGGCCGAGUUUGCGGUGCGUUGCGGACCUCAGUACUUAAUGGAAGAGAAGGAUGGAGAACAAACACUUUUGCUGUUGAUUUUUAAGGUGUUGUACGCGGUUAUGAAAGGAGCAAACGGAUCCGACAUUGAAGGCCUAAGUCUGCCGGUGGAUGAUGACUUCGAUCCAAAUAUACAGUUGGAUAAUCUCGGGCCUAAAACUAUUCCGGCAUCAACGAUCGACGUCAAGCUUUGGGCUCAAACGAUAUGCACUCAGCUGGUAUUGUACCUCGGGCAUUGGCCUCUCUGGAGCGGAUGCCAACUCUCCUGUCGUGUUUCCGAGCAACACGACAGUCCGUUACUGGGCGAGGAGCUGGGCCCCGCCGUGCUGACCGCGCCCAACAUACAGCUGAUGCGGUUCAGCGAUUCGACUCUGGCCUCGCUCAUUGAGCUGCCGGCCCUCGACCUGCCCGCCAGAGCCGGGACUACACCAGGUCUGACGACGUCGGAGCGGCAGGUGCGCGUGCUGCUGCGCGACAUCGGCGGCAAGGCGUGCUGGGACGCGUCCGCGCUGUACUUCGACCCGUCGGGGGGGCAGCUCGAGGCGCCCGAACCGCUACCCCUACCCGAGAGCAACGAAUGUCCAAGAGAAAACACACUCUCGUCUUUACCGCCCCCUCUGCCCCCGGACCUGCUACCCGACUACAAAAAUUGCCCACCGGACAAACACCAACUGGAUCAUGUGCUGGCCUAUAUCGGUCGAACGUCGCCCGAAGUGGUGUGCGGUAGGAGACUAGACGAGGCGGGUCCGUCGCCGCUGCCGCCGGGCGCUGAGGACGAGCUGGUGGCGGCGCUGGUGGCGCAUCGGAACCAAGAGCGGGCGUACCUCGCUAACAAAGACAAUGAUGAAGAGGUGGAGCUGGUCGAGACGACAGCGGAGCCGGCCCCGGGCCCGUUCUCGCAGUGCAGGCUGUUCCUCGCGCAGCUGGGCACGCUCGCGCCCGCCAGGCGGAGCCACGCGUACCUGCUGCGCCGCACCGACCGACUGCUGCGGGAGCUCAGGAACCUCGACGCGCAGAGAUGUCGUGAGACGCACAAAGUGGCUGUCAUAUAUGUUGGAAAGGGACAAGAGACACGGAACGAAAUACUCUCGAACCGAUGCGGCAGUCCCGCUUAUGAAGCCUUUUUGGCUGCACUCGCUUGGGAGGUGGAGCUGGAGAGUCAUGUGGGGUUCACCGGGGGGCUGCGGGGCGGCGGGGCGGGGGUCAGCGCGCCGUACGCCGCCACGCUCACGUUCGAGGCGCUGUUCCAUGUCGCCACGCGCAUGCCCGCCGACACACCCGAUGCCAUACUCAACAAGACUCGCCACUUGGGAAACGACGAGGUUCAUGUCGUAUGGAGCGAGCAUUGGCGUCCAUACAAACGGGAUACUCUGCCGACCCAGUUCUGUGACGUACUUAUUGUGCUGUAUCCACUACCCGGUGGGCUGCUGCGAUGUACUAUCACAAGGAAGCCUGAUGUGGGCGCGUUCGGUCCGGUGUGGGAGGAGAGCGUGGUGGGCGUGGCGGGGGGCGCCGCGCUGGUGCGGGGCGCGGUGACGGCGGGCGGGCGCGCCGUGCGGGCCACCAUGCCGCUGUACCAGCACGCGUACACGGAGCGGGCGCGCUGCCUCGACGCGCUCACGCACCACCACACGCUGCACACCUCCUACGAACGGUUCGUCGAGCGCGUGCGCGACCCGCUCCCCGCGCCCCUCUCGCCGCACGAAACCGGUAGCGGUCGUUUAGCAGCCGCUCUGCUGGACGCCGGCGCGAGCGCGUGGAGCGGCAGCUCGGAGUCGCACAGCGUGUCGCCGCGGCCCGCCAAGCGCCUGGGACCGUUCAAGCGGCUGCCGCAGGCGUCGGGCGGGCCCCACACCGCGCCCCCCCUCUCCGACCCCGCGCACCCGGCGCCCCCCGCCCGCAGAAACCGGUGAACUCUACCCGCACACUGGCUUUAAUGUAAGCCUGCUUUCUAUUCAUCGAUACGGUACAAGACCACGGACACGGGAAUGCAUCGGGCGAUCACAUCGACGAACACGUUUCCACUGAUUGAUAAAUUAUCUUGUCGGUCAAUGAAAGUUUUAACUCGAGCUGUAUGGUCCGAUUUUAGACCCUUCAUCGAUGACGCUAUCCAAAAGUAACGAAAUCAUUUAUUAAGUAAGCAAAUAUUGAUCGCCUCGUUGAUGUAGUGGCUAGUGAAUCUGAUAACCCCGGGAUCCAGGUUCCACUUCCAGUUCGGUUUCAGUACCUAUGUUCAAAAUUUUUGGGUUCUGCUUGAACUUAUUCUAACUUCGCAUCGGUCCGGAUUCUUCUAUAAAUAAUACAGUAGAAAUUUUAAAUUUCGUGAGAAAUCAUAAUUGAUAUAUAACGAUCGAUUGAAUGAAGAGCAUUAUUCGAGAUGCGCGGUUUAUAAAAUCGAAUCCAUAACAGUGGCCCAUGUGGGGACGCAAUUGUUACUAGAACAUGGUGUGAUUAGUCGCUUCAUCGCGCACGAAAAAUCAUUUAAAUGUUAGAUGAUCCAAGACGAUCUAGAUAAUGGAUAACAAUUUCAAUUAAAAAAAUUGGUUUGUCUUGCAUGGCGUCAUGGAUGACAAUCAUUACGCACAUUUACUGAAAAAUACGUACACAUAAUCGUAUCAGCACAUUAUAUAGAACGUAAUUGGCCUUUGUGUUAGCUUCAUGUUGAUUUAAUAAAAAAUUAUUUUGUUUCUUUUUCAAUAAAAGUAGCGGUGAAAAUAUUGAUACCUAAAUUAAGCACAAUGUAUGUAACACUGGCAUUUUGAUGCACUAAAUCAGGGAAAAGGCACAUAAUAAAAAUCUAAAACUAAUUUCGAAAAAGCAAACGGAUCGAAAACGUACAGCUUGGCAUCACAUAUAUCUAAAUAUUGGGUUACAUUGUAUUGGCAUUAUUUUCCAAAUGAAAAUUAGGAGCCUUUUUUUGGUUGUUCUGAUUUUUUUUAAAACGUAGAACAUAUCAAGAUAUCCAAAGGUCCGUAAACGCUUUAUGAACAUGGUGCUAGUGUUACGAGGCAUAGAGAAAAAUACUCUUUGAGUGUAUAUAAAUUAUAUCAUAAAUGUUUUUUUAAGUUUUAAAAACCUUUAGAAUGAGCUAUGAUUUAUUUACUUUACCUAUUUAGCCGUAAAAAUCUCAUAAUGUCUAGGAUCUGAAUACAGGGAUUUUUAAUUGGUGGUCCUCGUUAUUUUGCCGUAUCUUAUUUAAAAUCAGUUUGUCUAAUAACGAUUCAACAUCCUGCGUAUUAAUUACAAUGGGUACACAUAUUAUGUAGAAAUAAUGAUUGCCAAGAUUGUAUCUUUUGGUACCUACCCCAAUAUCCUUUGGUCAAGCCAUUAUAAAAAUAAAAUAUUAGUGCCAAAGAUCUUUAAUAUAUUAUGUAGAAACUAAUUUCAAAAUUCUAUUAUUUUUAACGAUUUUCCGAAUCUCCAAUAUUUGCCUUUUCCCGAUGUAAUCGUUUCAGAAUUGUGAAAUACGACCAUAACAUUUAAAAAGAAUUUUUAUGUUAUCCAAAAUUAUGCAAUGCGUUCACCAGCAAACACAAGAUUUUCACCUGAAGGAUGGACUUAAUGAAUUAUUAAAGUACUUAAUUAUUUCUAAGAUAAAGUUGUAGUUCGUUAGUUUGCAUUUAAAAUGCAAAGUUUAUUUUUGCGAAAAUGUUUAUUUAACUUCAAUUAACUUCUAAGUAACUUGAGAGAUUUAUUCAACUAGGUAUUUAAAUGAGUUUAUGCCAAUAUAUGUUGAUCUGAGAUGAAAUUCAAGAAAACUGGUCAUUUUUUGCCGAUCGAUAAUAAAAUAGAUGUGCGAACGGAUUUACGUAUUAUUUUUGUUCUGAAAUACAUAAAAACUGUUUUAAUGGGUUUUUUUGUUUCGUUUUGCCCCAAAAUUUUACUUUAUUUGAAUAGUUUCGUGCAAACAUUCGACAUUGCAUUGAUGUACUUGUAUAUAUGUAAACUACUGUAGAGCUUUAACUGUUGUAGGUCUGUUUAUAAAUAGGUAAUAAACUGUAAUAUUUAUUUUGCUUCAUGAUCUUACUAAACCUUCACAAAUACAUAACGUAACAUAACAGGACUUAACUGCACAUUUGUGUUUUCUAAAAUUCAAAGUAUCAAACAUACUGUUUUAAUAGUAAUAAAUGUUAAAAUUGGCUACUAAUGAAUUUUCGUUGAAAAAUGUAAAGCUUAAAAAAGGUUAUUUAGACUAAAGCAUGACUUCUCAAAUAUUUCUAUCAUCAUUGGCACUACCUUUAAUUAUUAACAUUCCAUUUUAUUAGGAACUGCCUAUUGGCAUAAUAUUGUAACAUAAUAAUGACCUAUUAAAGUGUAAUUAAAAGAAAAUAUUGAAAUUAUUGAAAACUUUGCAAACCAUGCAAUUAAUUUUUUUUAGACCAAAUGCAUUCCACCCUGCAUAUUUAUAAUGAAUCUGUAUUAUCUCCAGUAUGUUUUUCUUGUCAAAUUAGUUUUAUUUAUUUAUUCUUACUUCUUAAUUUAAACAGUAUUUUAAUAGAUAUUAAGACUGACACAUGAUAAUGUAUUAAAUUCACUAAGUAUUUAAAUGUUAUUCGUAUUAUUUUAUAGUCAAGUGGUGGUAUUACUUAUUUUAAUUUAUAAUGUAUUUUGUUGAUGGAACAGCUUAAAGAAAUUGUUUUAAGCAUCUGAACUUUUAACUUAAAUAGACAUGUAAUGUAACCAAAUUAAUAUAUAAAAGGUGAAAAUAAAGUUUUGUUAACUUUCAA